GUAGCCAUUUGUAAUCACACCUUCUUUUUAAUCUUCACAAGCUCAUCUUAGGGUUAAGAUAUAUAUCAGCUGAAAGUACACAAAAUGGGUAUUUUAAAUUGGGGGUUCAGAGCCAACAUCAAGGUUCAUCACGUUGACGAUGAUAAUUCCAUUGCUUUCCCAACCAGAAAUGGAUCGGGAACCAUCAAAUUCACCGAGUUUAUCAGGGAAAACUUGAGCCUCAUUGACCCUAGCAAGAGAUUAUGGUUGAAUCCGCUUUUGUUUACUGGUUCAUUGCAAACUUUGUACUAUGCUUCUGCUGACAGUUCCAGCAAGUUUCAAAUUUACUACGGCCGAGAAUUGUUUACUUAUUCCGACGGGGGUAUCUGUUCGUUAGAUUGGGUGAUUCCUAAACCUGAAGACAAGGAUGCGUUCAAGGAGCAAGCUAAGGAAAGUGUGCCUGAAGGAUUCCCAAGGUUGCAUCCAAGAACGAGAUACUUGACAGAUGACGAGGUUGACGCCAGACGUGCCGGAGAUGUAGCUUCCGAUGUGCCUCUUGUUGUUAUCUUCCACGGUUUAGGUGGUGGAAGUCAUGAAUCGUUGAUCCGUAACUUUGCCGAAAGUAUCCAAAAGAACACUAAUGAUCAUUGGGAUAUUGUUGUUGUCAACAACCGUGGAUGUUGCAGAACCAAAAUCACAAGUGCCAAGUUGUUCAAUGCAGGUUCCACCGAUGAUCUCAGAGAAGUUUUGGUUGAUUUCAAAAAGAGAUAUCCCAAGAGACCAAUCUAUGCUGCUGGGUUCUCGUUUGGUGCUGCCAUGCUUGCCAAUUUCUUAGGGGAAGAGCAAGAGCACCUUGAAGAAAAGACCGAGGAUUUAGUCAAGGCUGCUUGUGUGGUUGGGUGUCCUUGGGAUUUUGUCGAUAGUGCCUACCAUAUCAAUGAGUCAUGGACUGGUAAAUACCUUCUUAAUCCAUCAUUAGCCCAAUUCUUGAAUAAGAUUGUCAAGAAUAAUGCUGAAGAUUUCAACAAGUUUGAUCCUACUUUCUUGACUGAAGAAGCGAUCGCAAGAGCUGCCAAGGCCAAGACUACUUGGGAAUUCGAUGAUGCCAUUACUUCCAAGACCACGCCUUAUAAGAAUGCAUUUGAAUAUUAUCGAGAAUUGUCUCCACAACGGAGAAUCCAAAAGAUUAACACUCCACUUUUGAUUAUAAACUCGACUGAUGAUCCUGCUGUCGGUACGAGAUUGCCUAUUCUUGAUGCCAAGACCAAUCCUUAUUUGUGUCUUGUUGAAACUGACUUGGGUGGUCAUUUAGGGUACGUCAAGACCUCGGGUGAAUUCUGGUGUGUUGAAGUUAUUGAACAAUUCUUCCAGAAGUUUGCUGAGGUUCUUGUCUAGUUUCAUCUGCAUGCCAUGCUAAAAUAACAGCUGAUGCAUACUACAAAUGCAAACUACGAGGAAGUCAACUUUAAAUAGAGAAUUGUAUAGAAAUAGAAAUAGAAAUAGAAAUAGAAAUAGAAUCACGCAAUGA
Messenger RNA from Spathaspora passalidarum NRRL Y-27907, 1507 nucleotides. RefSeq names its product medium-chain fatty acid ethyl ester synthase/esterase (gene EHT1). The coding region runs from base 85 to 1374 and encodes 429 amino acids. Gene Ontology annotation, biological process: medium-chain fatty acid biosynthetic process; medium-chain fatty acid catabolic process. Gene Ontology annotation, molecular function: monoacylglycerol lipase activity; acetylesterase activity. The transcript has a single exon. NCBI's taxonomy places the organism in Eukaryota, Fungi, Ascomycota, Pichiomycetes, Serinales, Debaryomycetaceae. The record is from RefSeq and is a predicted model, not a curated record.